AAUCGGUAGCUCUACCAGCAGGAAUAGUUAUUUCGUCAUCUUUGAAUUCUCAUCAACUAGCAUCAUGCUACGUAAGGUCUUUGCUGUUGUCUCGGUACUCCUGGUAGUAAGUGCAGCCAAGGUGACAAAACUGGUGCUGGACGACCACUACGUCAACCGAGUGGUUGGAGGAGAGGUAGCGAAGAACGGUUCGGCCCCGUACCAGGUAUCGCUGCAGGUUCCCGGCUGGGGUCACAACUGUGGAGGAUCGCUGCUUAACAAUCGAUGGGUACUAACGGCAGCACACUGUCUGGUCGGCUAUGAGCCCAGUGAUUUGAUGGUACUCGUCGGCACAAACAGUCUCAAGGAGGGAGGCGAACUUCUGAAGGUUGACAAGCUGCUGUACCACAGCCGUUACAAUCGUCCCCAGUUCCACAAUGACAUCGGAUUGAUGCGGCUGGAGCAACCGGUACAGUUCUCGGAGCUUGUGCAGAGCGUGGAGUACCUGGAGAAGGCGGUACCGGUCAAUGCGACGGUGCGAUUGACGGGCUGGGGUCGUACCAGCACUAAUGGGAAUGUUCCCACGCUACUCCAGAGCCUGAACGUUGUAACGCUGUCGAAUGAAGACUGUAAGGCAAAGAUGGGCAAUCCGGAGAAUGUCGACCUGGGACACGUUUGCACACUAACUAAGGCUGGCGAGGGAGCGUGCAAUGGUGAUUCCGGUGGCCCACUGGUGUACGAGGGAAAGCUGGUCGGUGUGGUGAACUUUGGCGUUCCGUGCGGUCGCGGAUUCCCGGAUGGGUUCGCACGUGUCUCCUACUACCAUGAGUGGGUUCGCACAACGAUGGCUAACAACUCGCCGUUCACCGACGGUGUACCAAACAGAACCAAUUCUCCCAAUAGCAUCAUGCUACGAAAGGUCUUUGCUGUUGUCUCGGUACUCCUGGUAGUAAGUGCAGCCAAGGUGACAAAACUGGUGCUGGAUGACAACUACGUCAACCGAGUAGUUGGUGGAGAGGUAGCGAAGAACGGUUCGGCCCCGUACCAGGUAUCGCUGCAGGUUCCCGGCUGGGGUCACAACUGUGGAGGAUCGCUGCUUAACAAUCGAUGGGUACUAACGGCAGCACACUGUCUGGUCGGCUAUGAGCCCAGUGAUUUGAUGGUACUCGUCGGCACAAACAGUCUCAAGGAGGGAGGCGAACUUCUGAAGGUUGACAAGCUGCUGUACCACAGCCGUUACAAUCUUCCCCGGUUCCAUAAUGACAUUGGUUUGGUGCGACUAGAGCAACCGGUACGGUUCUCGGAGCUUGUGCAGAGCGUGGAGUACUCGGAAAAGGCGGUUCCGGCCAAUGCGACGGUACGGCUGACGGGCUGGGGUCAUACUAGUGCAAACGGACCAUCACCAACGCUACUCCAGAGCCUGAACGUUGUAACGCUGUCCAACGAGGAUUGCAAUAAGAAGGGAGGCGAUCCAGGCUAUACGGAUGUUGGACAUCUUUGCACACUGACUAAAACAGGCGAGGGAGCGUGCAAUGGUGACUCUGGUGGCCCACUGGUGUACGAGGGAAAGCUGGUCGGAGUGGUGAACUUUGGCGUUCCCUGUGCUUUAGGAUAUCCGGACGGUUUUGCCCGUGUCUCGUACUAUCAUGAUUGGGUUCGCACAACGAUGGCUAACAAUUCAAAGAUUAAUGCAGAGCUGAGCAGCUUCGUGCAGAAGAAAUCGUUCGCCCAGAACAUGAUGGACAUUGCCCUGCUGUCGGCAAACACGAAUCAGCUGCGGUACGUAAUCGAUCUGGGGGACAAGCAUCCAUACUACAUGACCAGUCUGAUGCUGAUCAUCGUCAGUCUCGUGAUGCAGGUAGUCGUUGGCCUAUCGAUGCUGUACGUGAAUAGAUACAACAUGAAGAACAGAAGUGAGAUAAAGGCAGCCUCGCACAUGAACAAUCUUUCCGUGGCGGGUGUGUUUAUGGUAACGCUGGUCAACGUGUUCAUAUCUACCUUCAACGGUGCAGGAUGUGUUUUUCCUUCCCGAGAAUCGUCAAAUAGCAUCAUGCUAAGGAAAGCGUUCAUUCUUGUGUCGGCAUGUUUGGUAGUGAGUGCAGCUAAACUACCGAAACUGGUGCUAGACGACGGCUACCGAGUAGUUGGAGGAGAGGUGGCGAAAAAUGGAUCAGCACCCUAUCAAGUGUCGCUGCAGAUACCCGGUCACGGUCAUAACUGUGGCGGUUCUCUGCUGAACAGCCGUUGGGUACUGACGGCAGCACACUGUAUUGUUGGUCAUGAACCGACCAACAUUCAAGUGCUUGUCGGUACAAACAGUUUGAAGGAGGGCGGCCAGCUAUACAAACCGGACAAAUUGUUCCACCACAACUACGCUAGUCCCGAGUUCCGCAACGAUAUCGGUUUGAUACGUCUGAAGGAGGAGGUACAGUUUUCGGAGAUAGUGCAAAGCAUCGAAUACUCGGAACAGGUUGUCCCGGCAAACGUUACCGUACGGUUGACCGGCUGGGGACGCACCAGUGCUGGCGGAAGUGUGCCAACACUGCUACAGAGCCUGAACGUGGUGACGCUCACGAACGAAGACUGCAAGGCCAAGAGCCUUUAUCCCGAACAUGUCGACGUGGGGCACCUUUGCACGCUGAGCCGGUCUGGCGAGGGCGCCUGCAAUGGUGACUCCGGUGGUCCGUUAGUGUACGAGGGAAAGUUGGUCGGAGUGGUGAACUUUGGCGUUCCGUGCGGGCUCGGAUAUCCGGAUGGGUUUGCGCGCGUCUCCUACUACCACGAUUGGAUUCGCACAACGAUGGCCAACGAUUCGUAACGGAUUUGCAGUCACGUGGUUUGAAGUGGUGUUCUGUUGAAUUCACCACGGCCACAGUAGUGUGCAUUGCAUAGUACCAGGCGCUUAUAGUUUUACUGGCGUGCACGAGAAACGUUGUACCUCAAAGUGUUUGGUACUGUAUGCGUAAGUGUGGAACUUCUUCAAUGUUUGGUGUAAAGGAAAAGGGAUUUAGUACUGUAAAUAAACUCAGUUUUUGCUAAACUUAA
This is a messenger RNA of Anopheles gambiae (African malaria mosquito), 3024 nucleotides long. Its product is annotated as transmembrane protease serine 9. NCBI's taxonomy places the organism in Eukaryota, Metazoa, Arthropoda, Insecta, Diptera, Culicidae. Gene Ontology annotation, cellular component: membrane. Bases 65 to 2797 code for a protein of 910 amino acids. Gene Ontology annotation, molecular function: serine-type endopeptidase activity. Gene Ontology annotation, biological process: tissue regeneration; cell adhesion; proteolysis. The transcript is spliced from 11 exons. The record is from RefSeq and is a predicted model, not a curated record.